Phragmites australis (common reed) is the source of this 899-nucleotide messenger RNA. Its product is annotated as N-terminal acetyltransferase B complex catalytic subunit NAA20. Bases 121 to 645 code for a protein of 174 amino acids. NCBI's taxonomy places the organism in Eukaryota, Viridiplantae, Streptophyta, Magnoliopsida, Poales, Poaceae. Gene Ontology annotation, biological process: N-terminal peptidyl-methionine acetylation. Gene Ontology annotation, molecular function: protein-N-terminal amino-acid acetyltransferase activity. The record is from RefSeq and is a predicted model, not a curated record. Gene Ontology annotation, cellular component: NatB complex. The transcript has 6 exons.
ACCCGGCCGGCCCCAAUCACAAAUCCGGUUAGAGCGCCGCCCCGCCCCGCCCGGCGACGAAACUCCGCUUCGGCGCCGCCACAGCACCGAGCCGAGAGGAAGGCGAGGAGGGAAGGAAGUAUGACGACUAUCCGCCGGUUCUGCUGCGACGAUCUCCUCCGCUUCGCCUCCGUCAACCUCGACCACCUCACUGAGACGUUCAACAUGUCGUUCUACAUGACGUACCUGGCUCGCUGGCCCGACUACUUCCACGCCACCGUCAGCCCCGGCGGCCGCGUCAUGGGAUACAUCAUGGGUAAAGUCGAAGGACAAGGUGAAUCUUGGCAUGGACACGUUACAGCUGUGUCUGUUGCCUCAGAAUUUCGGAGGCAGAAGUUAGCCAAGAAGCUUAUGAACUUGCUGGAGGAAAUCAGCGAUAAGAUGGAUAAGGCUUACUUUGUGGAUCUUUUUGUAAGAGCAUCUAAUAUGCCUGCAAUAAGGAUGUAUGAAAAGCUUGGUUAUGUGGUUUAUCGGAGAGUGCUUCGGUACUACUCAGGGGAAGAAGAUGGCCUUGAUAUGAGAAAAGCAUUAUCACAAGACGUGGAAAAGAAGUCCAUAAUACCACUCAAGAGACCAAUUACACCUGAUGAGCUUGAAUAUGAUUGAUGCUAUAUUUCUAGUUACUGCUGUGGUUGUAUUGUUCUUUUAACAAGCUUCGGUGUGGGGUUGAAUAUGAUUGAUGCUAUAUUUCUAGUUACUGCUGUGGUUGUAUUGUUCUUUUAACAAGCUUUGGUGUGGGGUUUAACAAGCUUUGGUUUUCUAGCAUCGUCGAGUAGAGAAGGGUUGUAUUGUUCGUUUUCACUCUCCUGUUAAGACUCCAUGGUUUUGCUGUGUUUGAGAAUAGUGAGAGCCGAGAACUA